Molecule: messenger RNA, 1264 nt
Organism: Cydia fagiglandana
Lineage: Eukaryota; Metazoa; Arthropoda; Insecta; Lepidoptera; Tortricidae
Product: UPF0764 protein C16orf89 homolog
Exons: 6
Coding region: 153-1262 (369 amino acids)
Cellular component (GO): membrane; cytosol
Source: RefSeq, a predicted model, not a curated record
UAUACUUCUACGCUACAAUUUAUUCAACGCUAACGACCUAGUUUCCAAUUUAUAGGGCUGACGUAUCGGGUCCACCCAAUCAAUGGUCUCCGUGUGGCUCUAUGUGUUAACAAUGCAGAUUAUUCCGCACCAAACGUCAGUACCCUACCAAUAUGCUAGUUAAAUACAUCGCCCUCUUCGUAUCUUUGAAAACAGCUUUGGGUAUUUACCCAUACUUCGAUACGCAAGAUUUCAUCUACAAUGUGCCUAAAGUGUAUAGAAUUUCUAUAACGCUGGAUAAAUUAUUGGAGUAUUAUGAGAAGAAGCCCUCGAAGGAUCCGGAGUGGUAUAUAUCUCUGGGCUUGGCAAGAGGUCAAUUGGAGUACACAAUUAAUGAACUGGAUAAGUCCGUGCCUCCAAAAUUGAAGGAGAAUCUGCAGAAUCUAACGAGGAAGAUGGAUCGCAUACGUAACAAUACUGAUAUCACGAAACUGGCCUAUCGCAGUAAGGAUUAUGAAUAUGUGGCCAAGGCCAUAUUCGAGAACUUGGACGUACUAUCGAGCAUCAUGGAGCCGAUAACCCUCGGCACGAUGGGCACCCAGAAGCCUUAUCGGUUCGACUUCGAGCAGUACGUGCAGGAAGCCAGGACUAAAAUGCCAGGAAGAAAAGCCGCAGAUGCGUGCACAAUGCAGCUUCUAGUAUCAGCCAUGGAGACACAAACGACGCAGUCCGACGGAUCCUGUGAACUGUCCCCCGAAUGCAGCCAGCAAAUCAUGAAGGGAGCCGGCCUGGCCUUCCAGCAGACCAGCCGCCUCCGCGCGGCCACGCUCGCCCGCCUCUUCGACUGUAUGGACGGAGUGGAUCUUAACGCACAGAUAUACAAACUGUGCAUACAGAUUUACAAGGAGACGAAGUCGCUAGAGGCUUGGGACCAUCCAGCGGGGACUAGGACUAUUUUCAUGCAGCAAGUAAUGUACUGCGCACACCAUGGUUACGGGGAGUUUAUCAAGCCCCGCUGGAUGAACAAGAUCAUAUCCUGGCAAGAGCCGAAAGGCUGCUACUCGGACGAUCGCCGGCCCUUCAUGAGACUUACGGGCUUCGUGACCGCGGCUCCGCCAGCCCAAAAAGAGCGUGAGGAGGAGUACCGUGUGAAGAAGGCGGCAGUAUCGGAAGGUGGUCCCUGCAACUCGCUAACAUCCGCCAUGGCGCUUGGCUCCUUGGUGGUUUACAUACGAGCCUUACUUGAAACGGAUCAGGCUUUCCAGUACGAUGUAUUGGAAUAACA